Musa acuminata AAA Group (dessert banana) is the source of this 2043-nucleotide messenger RNA. Its product is annotated as VQ motif-containing protein 4-like. The record is from RefSeq and is a predicted model, not a curated record. The coding region runs from base 133 to 870 and encodes 245 amino acids. The transcript has a single exon. Lineage: Eukaryota; Viridiplantae; Streptophyta; Magnoliopsida; Zingiberales; Musaceae.
CUCCCCUCCCCUCCCCGUACUGUUUGUUCCCCGCUCCUUUUUCCCAGCUUUUCUUUUUCCCUUGCCUGCUUUUGGCUCCUCUCGGUUUCCUGGUUCUUCAAAAGCAACGAGUUUUCCCUCCCCCUGCAUCAAAUGGAAAACCAUUCGAAAGCUCAAGAAACCAACAGCAGCAGUAGCACCAAUUACAGCCGCAACAAUGGAGCAACGACACCAGCAGCAGCUCCGUCACCGUCAUUGCCACCAGCUCUGCCUCCCAAAACCAUUCCGAAAGCCUGCGAGGUGAAUCCGUACCCGACGACCUUCGUCCACGCUGACACCUCCUCCUUCAAGCAGGUAGUCCAAAUGCUCACAGGCUCAGCCGAGACCGUCGCCGCUGCCGCGGCCGCUAGCUCGACGGCACAGAAAGCACCGGUUGCCCCGGCCACCAAGGCUACCGGCCCAAAAAAGCCUGCUUUCAAGCUCUACGAGAGGCGGAACAGCCUCAAGAACCUCAAGGUACUCAGCCCCCUCGUUCCAGCAUUCUUCAACUCCAGCCCCAACCCCAACUCCCUCGUCGCCGCUGCCGGAUUCUCUCCUCGGAAGCAGCCGGAGAUCCUGUCGCCCAGCAUGCUGGACUUCCCUUCGCUGGUGCUCAGUCCGGUGACGCCCUUGAUCCCCGACCCCUUCAACCGGCCGCCGCACCACCCGACUUCGGCGGCUGCCAAAUGGGCGGAGGACCGGGCGAUCGCCGAGAAGGGGUUCUACCUGCAUCCUUCGCCGCGGGCUUCGACGGACGCGGAGCCUCCGCGGCUGCUACCCUUGUUCCCAGUGACAUCUCCCAAGGUCUCGUUCGACUUAUCUCUUGCCGUACCUCACUCCUCCACCAGAUAAGUUUACCUCCAGAAUUGUGUUCGGUCUCUGUACUCGUUUUAGCUUCGAUUGCAUGGUUUAUUCCUUCGUCCGCGAAUGCAAAUCGAGCAGCAUGGCACAGAAUCAUCAUCUCCUUAUUCCUUCUCUCUUUUGCCGACAUGAUUGGGAGAGUGAUACAAGAAGAAGAAGAAGAAGAAGAAGAAGAAAAAUGAUGGCUCUUCUAAGUCAGAGAAAAAAGGCCAGCUAGUCCGCACUGCUUCUGCAAGUGCGAGUUCUGAUGAUGAAGGGUGGGUGGAACAAUAUAAAUCGAUGAACCAAGCUGCUGCCGAGUGAAAGAUGACCCCUAUCCCUUCCCACUUCUUCUUCGAGUCUGUCAUGAGGUGCUUGGAUCGAUGGGUUGAAGUCUCUGUUUCACCGUCCUUUUCUUUUUCUCUCUCUCUCUCUCUCUCUCUUUCACAUGUCGACUGAUGAUGAGCCAAGACACCAAAGUCUUUUGAAUCUCAAUGCCUGUGAACACUAUAAACCUUACCAGCACUGCUUUUGCUUGCUAGGUUUAAGCAGUACAAAGGUUGCCUCUCGUUUCAGGUAUCUUCCCGAUGACCGCAAGUCUGAAACUGGUGGAAGAAAAGGACUGCAGCUAGCUUUUAAAUGCAUGAAGCACCUACUAAGAUGGAUGGACCUGUGUGUCAGAAAGGACAGCGAAAAAUCUAUCCAUCCCGAUGCCACUUUUUUUUUUCCCUACUUGGAUGGAUGGAUGGAUCUCAUCGACCAUAAAUAGAAGGGGACCAUCAUCAUCAUCAUCGUUAUGGAUAGGGCAGGCGAUUCAUUCAUCACAUCUGAAUUCAGAGUAAGCCAACGACAGCUUCUCUCGACUUCGUUCCGAGAUCGACUCCCCUCCUCGGAGUUGACUAAUUAAGGUCUCAGCAGAUCAGGCAAGAGAAGUUUGGAACCAACGACGAUACCAUAUGACCAAGUUCAAACGAAGAAACGAGACCUUCGUUCUUAAUAAGCUGUCAACGGGCAAAUCCUAACUCUUAUUUGCAUCAUCGUCUUCUAGCUGAGGCUUCCACUUUCAGGUUAAUUUUUUUGACAGCGAUUAACACAAUGUCCACCACCUAAAUGCAAUGCUUGUAUCGUAAUUGAUACUUGGAAUAAAAAAUAAAAAUCUUUUUUGAUCCGAGCUUAGAGUGGAGG